This is a messenger RNA of Nematolebias whitei (Rio pearlfish), 1614 nucleotides long. It is a transcript of the gene alkbh1, whose product is annotated as alkB homolog 1, histone H2A dioxygenase. NCBI's taxonomy places the organism in Eukaryota, Metazoa, Chordata, Actinopteri, Cyprinodontiformes, Rivulidae. Gene Ontology annotation, molecular function: oxidative RNA demethylase activity; ferrous iron binding; broad specificity oxidative DNA demethylase activity. The coding region runs from base 8 to 1159 and encodes 383 amino acids. Gene Ontology annotation, biological process: oxidative RNA demethylation. Gene Ontology annotation, cellular component: nucleus; cytoplasm. The record is from RefSeq and is a predicted model, not a curated record. The transcript is spliced from 6 exons.
UUACGUCAUGGCCAAGAUGGCGGCCUCCGUCCUGGACAACAGUGAGGAUGCGUUCAGAAAAAUCUUUAAGUUUUAUAAAAGGAGAGAUCUUCCACCAGAUUUUAGGGAUGUUACUGAUUUCUGCAGCGGAGCAGCAGGUGAAAAGAUAGUUCCAGUCAAACUGAACCCAGCUGCUGUGAGGGAUGGGGAUGCUGUCAGUGUUGGACUGAAGCCCAUCAGAGACUGGAGAGCCUUCAGCCUACAGGGAUACCCAGGAUUCAUCUUUAUCUCCAAUCCUUUCCUGCGAGGCUCCCAGGCUUAUUGGGUUAGACAGUGUUUGAAGACGUAUCCUCAGAAACCGAACGUGUGUAACCUGGACAUGCACAUGCCUCUGUCUGACACGCAGGACAUCUGGGGCAGGAGCGCACAAGUCCUCAGGUUUGCGUCUUCUGAAAAGAGACAAGCAAAGACCCUCCUGGAGAAACUGCGCUGGGUCACUCUGGGAUAUCAUUACAACUGGGACACUAAGACGUACUCUGCCAAUCAUUUCACUCCGUUCCCGUCGGAUCUCCACGCGCUCUCCUUCAGGAUAACAGCUGCCUGCGGGUUUCCAGGAUUCAGCUCCGAGGCUGCGAUCCUAAACUACUACCGCUCCGAUUCGUCUCUGGGGAUCCACGUGGACGAGUCGGAGCUUGAUCACUCUUGGCCUCUGCUGUCGCUCAGUUUUGGACAGUCUGCCAUUUUCCUCCUGGGUGGCCCUCGCAAACAGGACCCCCCCACUGCCAUGUUCAUACACAGUGGGGACGUGAUGUUGAUGUCGGGGCCGAGCCGGCUGCUUUACCACGCCGUCCCUCGCAUCGUCCCAGCGCCGCAGGAGCGCGCAGCUGUUCUGGAAGACUUUAGUUCUGCCUCGUCCCUGCAGGAGGGCAGCAUGCUGGAAGCUGUAGCUGAGGAAGACUGGGCCGUAUGCUCCAGGUACAUCCAGAGCUCCAGGGUGAACGUGACUGUCAGACAGGUGCUGGGGCCGGGUCAGAGCUUCCCAGAGAUGCCACCUAUUUCUGUCCAAAGGAGCGACGAAGGCCGGACUGAUGGAUACCAUAAUGAAUCAGCGGAUGGAGACAGAUGGAAGAGGAAGAGGAGCUGUAGUGGCAGCGACUCUGUUGGGACUAAAGAGACGUGAAAAAAAAAAAACUGCUGGCGUUUGAGAUGCGAGGCUGAUUCCUUCAAUCAUUGUUCUCUUAAAAGCUGAUAUUUUAUUACUUUCUGAUUUGUCAAAAGUAAAUGCCAUUUAAAUAAAUUAUUCUUUUAGUUUUGAUCCUUUUUAAACUUCGCAAAACAACCAGUUUUCUGCGUAAGUAAAAUUCAGUGCAGUCCGGUUGUUCUGUAAAAACUGACACUUGAACAAAGAAAUUCAUCUGAUGGGAAGUGAAGCUUUUCUCACGUCUUUGUUUUAACAAGUUUGUUUCCGCUAUGUUUAUCCUGUUUCUGACGCUGCGGUGAGUUAGCAUUUAUUCCUUAAUGUGGUCAUUUCUAAAAUGACUGUCGCUCAUCAAUUUAAACUGAUGUAAAACGGACAGAUCUGCUGCAGUAGCAGAUGGUGGCCACUAGGUGGCACCAAACACCCAAUUUAACAAA